UUCCCUUGCACGCAGGUGUAAAACAGCCUGGAGUGUUCAGGGAACUCCCAGUGGGUGUGUAUGCAAGAGGGCAAAGAGGAGAGACUGGUUGCUGGGGGUCCAGGCACCAGGGACCACUGAAGGGGAGCGUCCAGCAAGGUUUUGGGUGAUGGGAUUGGCUGGGUAGAACUUGCCUGCGGUAUGGGGAGUGAUUGGCAUGAGAGGAGUUGCUGGUUCCCCCCCCGAUUGUAGAUGAGGCAUGGAAAGGAGAUGGACUGGAGGGGAGGCUGCUGCCAAAUGUGGACUCUUCUUCAUGUGCCCCAAAGGAUUCAAGUGCUGUGGUGACAGCUGCUGCCAAGAAUACGAGCUCUUCUCCAGUCCCCUGAGGAUCUUCGUCAUCACCUUCCUCAUCAUCUUUCCCCUUUUGUGCAUCUGCUGCCUGGCUAAGCGGUUCUGUCGCAGCUGUGGAGAACCAGAGCAGGACCCCCCAGUGGAUCACCAGGGGCCCCCGGAGCCGCCCUCCAUUGCCCCCACAGAGAGGGUCAGGACGUCUACCUUUGACCCCCCGCCCCCCUACAGCGAGAUUAUUCUGAAACCUGUCCUGCCCCCCAUGGAGCCGCCCCCUCCCUACAGCUUCAGUCCUGAAGAAUAUGCCAGGGUGCCCAGGGGCAUCAACAACCCAGCCUUCUGAGCCCCCCAGCCGCCUGCCUGCAGAGACUCCUGGGACUCCUGUGAUGUCCCCACCUGUCCUGCCACGUCUCUGGCUGUUCCUGGUUUUAACUUAUUGCUUUUCCUAUCCCGGUUCCACCUCCGCUGCCUCUCUGGUCAGGAGCAGUGGUCUGGAGGGUCAGCAUCCGCCCCACCCCCACCCCCAAUCCCAUGUCAGAGGCUGGUGGGAGGAGCAUGUCAGGUACCUGACAGUGGGACGCGCUAUGCUCAGGUAUGGAGAGGACCCUGUUUCUGGGGGAUACAGACAUCUUCGACUGGGCAGGCAGCUCUGAGAUCUUCUAGAGGGCACUUCUGUUCCUGGGAGACUUGACUGCAUCGGUUCUAGAGAAGACCCCAUUGUGCCCCCCCAAUCUGUGUACUCACUAAAUUUUAACUGAUUGUCA
Neogale vison (American mink) is the source of this 1091-nucleotide messenger RNA. It is a transcript of the gene TMEM92, whose product is annotated as transmembrane protein 92. Lineage: Eukaryota; Metazoa; Chordata; Mammalia; Carnivora; Mustelidae. Gene Ontology annotation, cellular component: nucleoplasm. The record is from RefSeq and is a predicted model, not a curated record. The transcript has 5 exons. The coding region runs from base 239 to 670 and encodes 143 amino acids.